GCGAAUACGGCGGACCAAUACUUCUCGGACGGCAAACUCCCUGCUCGCCCCGCAAUCUUUACAUCUGGGAUUCAAACCGGUCGGGCCGUGACCCGUCAUUCCGCGACGGUCCCUCCAGCGCUUAGCAAGCGGUCCAACGCAUUGUUGCGGACCAGGCGUCACUCGACACCUAUAAACUAUGCCACCGUCACAUCACAGUCAACAAUGGGGCUCUCCUCUUUCCAGCGCGUGCCACUCGAAGUCGUUGAACGCAUUGCGAACUAUACCAUCGAUUCCGUCCCUCACGUCCGCUGCAGCUCGCUGCUGGCGCUCAUCAAAACCAGCCGCGUCUGUCAUGCCGCCGGCACGCGCACUCUGUACCGUGCCAUCUACAUUGGGGCUUAUACCCCCGCCCCAAUCCUCGCAACACUCGCAGCCAACGUUGACUAUGCUAGACGAGUGCGCUCAGUUUGGUUCUUCGCGCCACAGCGCGAUGUCGUUCCCGGGCACGGAGACGAUUUCGAAAAACGUCUUCUCGAGGCCUUUGCGAAGCUCACUCUUAUCCGCACGCUCCACGUGGCACACGGCUGCGAUGACCUGCUUCUUGGACUCGCCACCAUCCGGUUCCCCCUCCUCCGCGCUGUUCAUCUCGACAAGUUCGGUCCCCGCGCGGUCGCAUUCAUAGCCCUUCACACGCAACUCGAGACGUUAGAUGCGGAUUACACGCCGCGACACGCCCAGAAUCUUCCUCUCCCCUUCCUUGCCAAUCUUGGCGUCUUCCGCGGGGCGUGUUCGCUCGCGGCCCGCAUUUGUCAACCCACGCAGCCGCUGACGCGUCUUCGACUCACCGAAGAAGAUGACAGGCAUGGCGCCUCUCGCGUAUUCGCCUCGCUCGCCCCUGUGUCUAGCCUCCGGGCUGUCGAAAUCGACUGGUUUUCAUGGCACCGUGGCCUGAUGGAUGCGCUUUCACGCGCGGCACCGAACGUGGUGUCUCUCGCCGUGGAAGCGCGGGAUUGGCCAGCUGACGCGGUGCUGGACGGGUCCUCGGAUGAUGUCAGGACGAGAGAGGCGUUCGUGGAGUCGGUGGCCUGUGCGCUCCCGACGAUGCGACAUCUGUUCCAUCUCGAUAUUGACCACGCGCUCCACACGGCGGUUGAUGUCGGUUCAUCCCGUGCCGGAGACGGCACUGUGCGGCUCCAGCAGCACAUGCAGCAACUGGACUCCGAAGCGGCAUGGGUCCACCGCUGGGGCGCUGCAUCUCCCGUUCUUGGUGUCUGCACGCUUCCCGCCGCGCGCUGGUGGCGAUUCGCAGACAACACAUGGACUCCGAUAACGAUGUUUACAGACCCCGAAACGGCAGGCUAUGUCUUCUCCUGGACGCGGGCCCGCCGGACAGCAGCGGAGUCGGUUCGGAUUGUGGCUGCUGGUAUCCGUCGCUGGGAGGAGAUCCGAGUGGGGACGUCAGACUGCGCUCGACGGUUGAAGGAGCUUCAGGCGUUGCAAGCGGCGAAUGGACAGGAGUUUGAAGUUCGAUUUAUUGUCUAG
This is a messenger RNA of Mycena indigotica, 1524 nucleotides long. RefSeq lists its product as uncharacterized. The transcript is spliced from 3 exons. The coding region runs from base 205 to 1524 and encodes 439 amino acids. Lineage: Eukaryota; Fungi; Basidiomycota; Agaricomycetes; Agaricales; Mycenaceae. The record is from RefSeq and is a predicted model, not a curated record.